UCAACUAUAUACUUUGAUCUACACAGUGAGAGUCUUCACUCUUCACUUUCCUUUCUUCACUAUUCUGAUUUCUCAUUUCAUCUUCCCGCGCCCAAAAAAUGGGUGCAGAAUCACACCAUCCCCAAACCUUAAUCCACAAAAUCUACGCUCCAUUCUCCAACGAAUUCCCCUUCGCAACUCCUCUUCCUUCUCUCAAAACAAACGAACUUGAACUCGUUCGAGGCGUUUUGCGAAUGCUUCAAGGGUUUUCCUCUUCUUUAUUCUCAUGGAAUCACAAUGAAAACCGUUUUCGUAUCAAUAAUGGAGUUUACGUCACACAUUUAUCCCUCAAAAGUCUUCAUUCGCUUCUUAAUCAAUUUCUUCACGCUGCCACGUGUCUUCAAAUCGUUGAGAUUACGGUUAAGAAAGUUGAAACUUCCAUGCCGAGACCUAAUCCUACUUUGAAUGCGUUUGUUGCUUCUGCUUCUUCGUGGCUUAAGCGGUUGAGGAAUGUUGCGUUGAAGGAGGAAGUGUCUAUGAAUAAUGCAGAUGUUGUUUUCACUCCAACUUUGUUAGGAUUCAAAAAUUCUUUAUCAAGUCUUUGCUCUGGUGCUGAGUUCCUAUUGCAAAUAGUUCAUGAGGCCAUCCCUGAUGUAUAUUUUGAGUUUGGGGCAUCUGUACCUGCAGCAGACUUGGCUGUUCAUGUUCUUGACUAUCUUCAUAAGAAGCUUGAAGAAAUGUGUCUUGUACAAGGUGGCGAGGAGGAAGCUUAUCUCACGGUACUUUACAUGUAUGUGGAAAGCUUGUUGCCAUAUAUUGAGGGUCUUGAUUCCUGGCUUUUUGACGGAAUACUUGAUGAUCCUUCUGAUCAGAUGUUCUUUUUCGCUAAUAAAGAAGUCUCAGUUGCUGAGGCUGAGUUCUGGGAGAAGAGUUGUCUAAUAAGAAAGCUACAGCAUCGUAAGUCAGAUACCGAGUUGUCUUCCACAAUUUAUGCCGGUGAUUCUAUUCCAGCAUCAAAUGAGAAGAAGGAAAUGGGCAUGAGGGAUUCCAUCUCUUUGUCUAGUACAAUUAAAGGAAAAGACCAGAGCGUUAGAGACUGUCCAGCUUGUCCUUUGUUUAUAAAGGAUUUAGCUAAGUCAAUUAUUUCUGCUGGAAAAUCUUUGCAGCUGAUGCGCCAUGCCCCGAGUUCCUUAGCAGCAUGUAGCAAAGGAAGUAAUUUUAAGUUUGGAAGUACCAAAUCCUUAAACUAUGGUUUGUCUCCUUCUCAUAGAGUGGCUGGGCUAACACUGUCAGAAAUUUUUUCUGUGUCACUAGCUGGACUUAUUGGUCAUGGUGACCAUGUUUGUAAAUACUUUUGCCAAGAUGAUUGGCAUGAAUCUGUGUCUGUUUCUUCCUUUGUAUCUUAUUUAAAUUUAAAUGCUGAAAAAAAGGACAAUCAAAACUUAACCGCUCCACCUUACUCAGAGAAGAUUUGGUACAAGUUCUUGAUUGAUACAUUAUCUCAAAAAAGAUCAGCUGACUUGAAGCCAAAAUAUGAAGACAUAAAUAAUGGCAAUGGUGAUUCAAGAGGGGAUAAAGUUGUUGAAGACAAAUUGUUUCUCUUGAGAUCAUGCUUACAAAAUCCCGUUAUUACCGUUUGUCGAAAAACAAUCGGAAACAGCAGGGAUUCCUUGAAAACAUUGAAUUUAUCUCGAAAAUUCUGCUUGCCUUCUUUAAAUGACGAGGGUUUAAGAAAGGCUAUAUUUGGUGGAGAAAGUACAUCAUUUUCAGAUAGUGAAGGAACAAACUAUACUUUUGGUUUUCAGUAUGAUGAAUCCAAAUUCAUUCACUCACAGGAUAAGAGAAAGCUGUUAGAAACACUGUUUCCUUUUCCCACCAUUUUGCCUGCAGUUCAGGAUGAUCUUCCUGUGUCGGAGCUCUUGCCUUUCCAGAGAAACAGCACUCUUCCUUCAAAAGUUCUUCACUGGAUGCAAAAUGUUGACCUAAGAACGACUCCACUACCUCUGGUUAUUAUGCAGUACUGUCUAACCGCCUACAUUCAGAAACAGGUAGAUUAUAUUGGAGUGAAUAUGUUGUUAAAGUUGAUGAAUGAAUGGAGGUUGAUGGAAGAGCUUGCAGUGCUGCGAGCAAUAUACUUGUUAGGCUCAGGCGAUUUGCUACAACACUUUUCAACCGUCAUUUUCGAUAAAUUGGAUAAGGGUGAAACAUGGGAUGAUGAUUUUGAAUUAAACACAAUAUUACAGAUGGUCUUAGCACCCAGUCUAUGUUUGGCCAACUUCAUUAAGGAAUCAAUCAGAAAUUCUGCUGAUUGUAUGCUGUUAAGUGCUCCAGAUUCUUUGGUAGUGUCAAUAACCAAAAAUAUUGUUGAGAGUGAUGGGGAAGCUAGCACAUCUGGUUCUGUCUUGGGUACUCAUAAAAGUCGUGUCAAUAACUUGGGGAUGAACGGUCUUGAUAUGCUAAAAUUCACAUAUAAGGUACCUUGGCCUCUUGAACUCAUUGCAAACACAGAAGCAAUUAAGAAGUACAACCAGGUGAUGCGGUUUUUGCUGAAGGUCAAGCGUGCAAAAUUUGUGUUAGAUAAAGUGCGGAGAUGGAUGUGGAAGGGUAGGGGAUCUACAACAAAUAACAGAAAACAUCAUUGGUUAGUGGAGCAGAAACUCCUUCAUUUUGUGGAUGCUUUUCACCAAUAUGUGAUGGACCGGGUAUAUCACAGUGCAUGGCGUGAACUAUGUGAAAGUAUGACAGUGGCCAAAUCUCUGGAUGAGGUCAUUGAAGCCCAUGAGGCUUACAUGUUGUCGAUUCAGCGGCAGUGCUUUGUGGUUCCUGAUAAACUGGGGGCUUUGAUUGCCAGCCGCGUGAAUAUCAUCCUUGGUUUAGCCUUAGAUUUCUAUACCAUACAACAAACAUUAAAAAGCGGCGGAGCUGUUUCUGCAAUCAAGGCAAGGUGUGAGAUGGAAGUUGACCGGAUUGAGAAACAGUUUGAUGAUUGCAUUGCUUUCUUACUUAGGGUCUUAUCUUUCAAACUAAAUGUAGGGCAUUUCCCUCAUUUGGCUGAUUUGGUCACCAGAAUUAACUACAACUAUUUUUACAUGUCUGCUAAUGGGAAUUUAAUGACCACAUCUGGCCCUGGAAGUGUUGCUUCAAGAUUGGGGAAAGCCUCUGGGUAAAAUUGUUCGAUCUAAGGUGAAUUGUCUCGAGAGUAUCUCAAUAGCAGAAUAGUUUUGUGCUUGCUUUUAUAUUGUGCAGUAUCCUGAGAGUGUCGCAUUCGCUUCGUCUUUGAGCUCAAUGAGGGGCAAAAAAGUUUAAAGGUUGCCUGUGUGCCCGUAAUUGCAGGCCACUUCUGUUGCAGGAUGCAUGAGUACACAACGUAAGUCGUAUAGAGUAUUGUCUGUUUUUUUUUUUUUUAUAUGUGCAACUAUGUAGGAUAAGUAAUCUACUAAUCUUAAUCCUUGUAAAUGAUUGUGAAAGCCUGUGCUAGUUUUUUCCCCUCUUUUACUUUUGCAGUGUUAUCUAUAUGUGAUUGGGCUUCAUAAUUUUUAAUGAAAAAUCUUUGUAUGACGUGUGCAA
This is a messenger RNA of Medicago truncatula (barrel medic), 3546 nucleotides long. RefSeq names its product gamma-tubulin complex component 5. The coding region runs from base 99 to 3146 and encodes 1015 amino acids. Gene Ontology annotation, biological process: spindle assembly; meiotic cell cycle; microtubule nucleation. The transcript is spliced from 16 exons. Lineage: Eukaryota; Viridiplantae; Streptophyta; Magnoliopsida; Fabales; Fabaceae. Gene Ontology annotation, cellular component: gamma-tubulin complex; microtubule organizing center; spindle pole. The record is from RefSeq and is a predicted model, not a curated record. Gene Ontology annotation, molecular function: microtubule minus-end binding; gamma-tubulin binding.